AUGGGUCACAUGGUUCCAGCAAGCUUAACAGAUCCAGGAAAACAUUUUUUACCCCAUCAUGCAGUUUUAAAGCCUGAUAGUGUAACUGCUCAGCUAAGGGUGGUUUUCGAUGCGUCAAGUAAAACUUCGACAUCGGUCUCAUUAAAUUCUGUUUUGGGUGUUGGUCCAAUCGUUCAGAGAGACUUAUUUUCAAUUUUGUUGAACUUUCGCAUGUAUGAGUUUGCUUUUACUGCAGACAUUGCUAAAAUGUAUAGACAGGUGUGGGUAUCUGAAGAAGACCAAAACUAUCAGCUCAUAUUAUGGAGAAACAAUUCAAAGUCUCAAAUGCAGGAAUUUAAAUUGCGUACUUUAACAUACGGAACUGCAUCGGCCCCAUUUUUGGCAACCAGAGUGCUGCAACAAAUAGGAAUGAACUGCGAAACAGAAAAUCCACUUCUUUCAAAAGUUAUUUUAAAUGACUUUUACAUGGAUGAUUUGUUAUCGGGUGUAAAUAAUAUAAGUGAAAGUAUUGAAACUUGUUCUGAGCUGUCUGAAUUACUAGGUUCACAUAGUUUUCAUCUUAGAAAAUGGAGAUCAAACGCGGAAGAAAUUUUGAAUCACAUUGAGUCUGAUUCGAGAAAUUUAGCAGAGGUUCGAAUUCUGCCAAGUAAGGAAUCAAAAGUUUUAGGACUUUAUUGGGACUCGAACUUGGAUUGCUUCACGUUUAAAAUUGUCUUUCGUGAAGAGCAUUUAGUAACAAAAAGACACAUUCUCUCAGAAUCUGCAAAGAUAUUUGAUCCAUUAGGACUUUUAUCUCCUUGUACUUCUGUUCAAGUUGCAUUGAAAGAUUUUGAAAUAGAAAUUUAUGCUUGGACUGAUUCUACAGUAGUUCUAGCGUGGUUAGCUAGCCAUCCCCGUAAAUGGAAACAGUUCGUAGCUAAUAGAACAUCUGAAAUUUUGGAAAUAAUUCCAUUCAAAAGUUGGGGCUACGUGAAAUCAAAAGAGAACCCGGCAGAUAUUGCCUCACGCGGGCUAAAUGCUAAUUUGUUAAUUGAUUGCAAUUUGUGGUGGAACGGCCCACCUUGGCUACUCAAAGAUUCAAAGGAUUGGCCUGAAGCCAUUCAGGUGCAAGAAAACAAAAACACACUAGCGGAAAAAAAGCUUAAAGUAUUAAAUUGCAAUUUAUCAGAAAACAAAGACAAUUUCUUUGAAAAACUGUUUGAUAGUUUUUCUUCUUUUUCUAAAAUAGUUGGUAUUGUAGCUUACUGUUUGAGAUUUAUUAAUAGGUGUAAGAAAAAUAACUUAAGGUUCAAUCCUGCAACUUGUAUUCCCAUAACUUCUGUUGAAAGAAAUAUGGCUAUGUUAAAAAUUGUUUUGUUUGUUCAAAGUUCAUCAUUUUCUAAGGAACUGCACUUAUUAAGAAAUAACAAAGCUAUUUCAACUAAAAGCCCACUACUCCCAUUAAAUCCUUUCAUUGAUGAAAAUGAUGCAUUACGGGUGGGCGGAAGAUUGCAAAAGUCAUUGCUGCCGUUUGAUGCAAAGCAUCCUUGGAUAUUACCUGCGGAUCACAAAAUUAGUAACCUUCUAAUUUGGCAAUAUCAUUUGAUUCACCUUCAUGCUGGACAAACACUGCUAACAAAUAUUCUCAGACAGAGAUUUUGGAUCAUCAAUUGCAAAAAACUCGUUAAGAAAAUUAUUAACAAUUGCAUUACUUGUACACGGUAUAGGCAAGCAAAAACUACUCAAAUAAUGGGAGAUCUGCCCGAAGCAAGGGUUACACCUGCGCGUCCCUUCUUAAACACGGGAAUCGACUACGCAGGUCCUAUUGUUUUGAAAUUUAAUAAAGGAAGAGGAUCAAAAACUACAAAGGGAUAUGUUGCAAUUUUUGUGUGUUUUGCAACAAAAGCCGUCCAUUUAGAAGCAGUAAGUGAUUUGUCCGCAGAUAAUUUCAUAGCAGCAUUACGAAGAUUUAGUUCCCGUCGAGGAGCACCGCGUCAUAUAUAUUGUGACAAUGGUCGAAAUUUUGUUGGAGCUGAACGGAAGCUCAACGACAUUCAGAAGUUUUUGUUAUCUGUGAAUGAAAAUGAGGACAUUGCUUUUUUCUUAUCUCAGUCCAAUAUUGAAUUUCAUUUUAAUCCACCUGCUUCUCCGCACUUUGGCGGGCUUUGGGAAGCAGCAGUUAAAUCUAUGAAAUUCCAUUUGAAUAGAGUCAUUGGCGAAACAGUAUUAACUUUUGAAGAGAUAACCACUUUAUUGACCCAAAUUGAAGCAUGCCUGAACUCCCGUCCACUAGUUGCUAUUAGCGACAGUAGCUUGGAAGUUCAAAUUCUGACGCCAUCUCAUUUUCUUAUAAGAGAUGUUCUUCUUAGUCCCCUUGAUGGUACUCCGGUAAAUAAUCUUUCUUAUUCUUCCAGAUGGAAUUUAGUGCAGUUCAUGAGAAAUGGGUUUUGGAAAUCCUGGAAAAGAGACUACUUAUCAACUCUACAGUCGCGGGUCAAGUGGCGUAUGCCACAGCCAAAUGUAAGAGAAGGGAAUAUAGUUCUUCUUAAGGACAGUGGUCCCCCUGGAUCUUGGACAGUGGGACGAGUUGUAGCUGUACAUCCUGGAGCUGAUUUUAAGACACGCGUGGUGGACAUUAAAACGAACUGUGGACUGUUCAGGCGAUCCAUCUCGAAACUAGUACUGUUACCAGUUGACUGUCAAGAAUGA
Messenger RNA from Uloborus diversus, 2688 nucleotides. RefSeq lists its product as uncharacterized. The coding region runs from base 1 to 2688 and encodes 895 amino acids. The record is from RefSeq and is a predicted model, not a curated record. Gene Ontology annotation, molecular function: nucleic acid binding. Lineage: Eukaryota; Metazoa; Arthropoda; Arachnida; Araneae; Uloboridae. The transcript is spliced from 2 exons. Gene Ontology annotation, biological process: DNA integration.